Amaranthus tricolor (Joseph's coat) is the source of this 1540-nucleotide messenger RNA. Its product is annotated as probable methyltransferase TCM_000336. The record is from RefSeq and is a predicted model, not a curated record. Gene Ontology annotation, biological process: methylation. Gene Ontology annotation, molecular function: S-adenosylmethionine-dependent methyltransferase activity. Bases 177 to 1295 code for a protein of 372 amino acids. NCBI's taxonomy places the organism in Eukaryota, Viridiplantae, Streptophyta, Magnoliopsida, Caryophyllales, Amaranthaceae. The transcript is spliced from 4 exons.
GAAAGAUGAAAUAUGAAGUACAAGAAGUUAUCUAGAAUCUCCCAAGUCCCAAGCAUACAACCCCCCUAUAUAAUGUGAUCAAAUAAAGUGGUAAACAGGCAACUCUUAAGACUUGAGUAGAGAGCUAGACACAAAAAACCUGCCAAGUCCCAACUAAUCAACAACUACUAAAACAAAUGGAUGUUGAAAACAUCUUUCACAUGAAAGGAGGACAUGAUGAGACUAGCUACUCCAGAAAUUCCUCUCUUCAGAAAAAAGCCUCAGAUAUGGUGAAACACAUAACAUUAGAGGCAAUUCAAGAAGUAUACAUGCGCACAACUCCAGAAAUCCUAGCAAUGGCAGAUUUGGGUUGUUCCUCUGGAUUAAAUUCAUUAUCUAUGAUUAAAGAUUUGUAUCAAGCGGUGGAGGAUGCUUAUCGUACAACUCUAAUCAACGGUCCAAAAUCAUCGACGAUGAAAACCCAGGCAAAACUGUCAUCAGUUUCAGUGUACCUGAAUGAUCUCCCAACAAAUGACUUCAACUCAAUAUUCAGAGCAUUACCAGAGUUUUUUGAUGAGGAAAAAAGAGGGCAUUUACGUCCUUCUUUAUUUGUUGCGGCUUCUCCUGGCUCUUUUUAUGAUCCUAUUUUUCCUCCAAAUUUCUUGCACUUCAUUUACUCUUCCUACAGUUUACACUGGCUUUCUAAGAUUCCAGCGGGGAUUUAUGACGAGAAUGGGAAGUCCAUGAAUAAAGGAUGCAUCUACAUAUGUGAAAGGAGUCCUCAAACAAUAAUAAGAGCAUAUGCACAACAAUUUAGAGAGGAUUUUUCGAGAUUUCUAAGGCUCCGAUCUCAAGAACUAACCCCCGGAGGGAGCAUGGUUCUUGUCUUUCUUGGGAGAGAAGGUCUUGACCACAUUGAUAGGGGCAACUCUUUUCUUUGGGAGCUUCUAGCUCGAUCUUUCACCAUCUUAAUUUCUAAGGGAGAAAUCGAAGAGGAGAAACUAAAUUCAUAUGAUGUACAUUUUUAUGCACCCUCCCAAGAAGAAAUAGAAGAGGAAGUUGGAAAAGAGGGAUCUUUUAAAUUAGUUCAUUUGGAAAAGUUCCAAAUAGAAAGAGAGAAAGGAAACAAUGGAAUUAGUUAUGGAGUAGCAGUGGCAAGCACAGUAAGGGCUAUUCAAGAGUCAAUGAUCAGCCAUCAUUUUGGUCAACAUAUUCUCAAUUCCUUAUUUGAUACUUAUGCUCAUUUGGUGGAUGAAGAAAUGUCUAAGCAAGAGAUUAGGCCCAUUACUUGUCUUCUUGUUCUUAAUAAAAUUUAAUUUUACUUAAAUAACAACAAUUUAUUAGUGUAUUAUUAUUUCUAUAUAUGAUGGUUAUAUAGUUGUGUUCUUUCUAACUUAGAGUUCUUGCUUAUUUUCAAAGUAAGAAACAAAUGUUACAAUAAUUAAUAUUCCUAUUAAGAGGAGUGUACUAGAGUAUAAAACAACAUUAUUGGCAUUAAUUAGCUUGUUUAUCUUUUUCAAUAUUAUACAAAAUGAUCUGAUUUGAAUUUUAAUAAAUAAAA